Messenger RNA from Lasiosphaeria miniovina, 1282 nucleotides. RefSeq lists its product as uncharacterized. The record is from RefSeq and is a predicted model, not a curated record. Bases 144 to 1052 code for a protein of 302 amino acids. Lineage: Eukaryota; Fungi; Ascomycota; Sordariomycetes; Sordariales; Lasiosphaeriaceae. The transcript has a single exon.
AUCGAACUGAUCAUGACACGCGAAGGCUUGUCCGCCGAAGAGUUCAACGUGCGCAAUCUCGCCUACCGCGCCGGUACAUUGAGCGAUGAGGGUCGCGAGAAGCACCGAGCCUUCUCGGUGAGCUCGCGGUGAACAAGACGGCUAUGCGACACACUGCCCAGUUCAAUGCACUCAUCGCCGAGACGCCGCCCAAAGGCCUCAACAUUAAUCGACCCCUCGACAAACUCGGUGUGUCGGAGGAGGAAAGAGAAAAAAUUGAUUGGAAGGACGGCCUACCAUUCAAGCUCGUCAACCCGGAUGGCCACGAGUACAAGAUUUUCCUGCACCAAUUGGCAGAUGCCGACAGGAUCGAUGAAACUAUCCACGGCUUCCUUCGCGGCUACGUCCUAGCCACCAGCGUCGGUCUCGGCAAGUCUCUUACCGCCAUCACAACCCUCAUGAUGCGACGCCUUCACUGGCAGCGCGUUGAGGUGGAGGGAGGGGAGGUUGAUGCGGGGGCCAGUCUUUUACUGGUCCCUGCUAACCUGAUCAGCCAAUUCUUCAGAGGUCAAAAAGUUUGCCGGUGGCGUCCUAAGCCCCUCGUUUACUAUGUCAACGCCAAAUCUGCUGCGACUAACCCGGCCCUGGCCGAGGCCACCCUGACCAAGGACGGCUUCAUGGCUAAAAUGAAGCGAUUUUCACAGACUCGUCACAAGGCAUCGGUAAGAGCAUCCCAAUCCCAAACCACCCAUUUCGUAACACUUGACUUGAGUACCCUAUUUUGGAGCCCCUUCGAAGCAGCCCGUAACAAUUGCCAUGGUCUACUGCCGAGCGAGCGCCUUUUCACGACACUUGUUAUGAAAUGGGGAGCAGCUCUAGCCUGGGGGCCAAAACAAGUGUUACGAAAUAGCUCGAUAAGGAAGCUAACUUUAGAGCAGACAGCCAAAUUUGUGAUCAUUUCUUCGUAUUCCGCCUUUACUGCUCGGUGCUUCAAGGGCAUCUACCGCAAAGUGGUGAAGGGUUCCACCGAGGCUAUGCAGCCACAUCUCGAUGAUCAAGUUUUUGUUAGUUAGGAGACGACACCUUGCGACAAUGUAGGCAGAUCUCUGCCCAAGAAACGGGGAAAGCUCGCCGAGGCAAAGGCAAAGGCCCCUGAUGUUCGCACUCGAGAUGGCAUGCCGCUUUACAGCGUUGGAGUGCGGAAGGUGCUAGCGAAGAGGACCGCCGAAGCCAGGAAGGCCGACAGGGAGGAGAAGAAAAUGCAGCGUGCCCGGGAUAAGGCGGAGGCCAAGGCCGAACGGAA